This is a messenger RNA of Oryza brachyantha (malo sina), 616 nucleotides long. Its product is annotated as copper-transporting ATPase PAA1, chloroplastic-like. The annotation marks the transcript as partial. The transcript has 4 exons. The record is from RefSeq and is a predicted model, not a curated record. NCBI's taxonomy places the organism in Eukaryota, Viridiplantae, Streptophyta, Magnoliopsida, Poales, Poaceae. Gene Ontology annotation, molecular function: metal ion binding.
GGGGGCGGCGGCGGCGGCGGUGGCGGUGAUGGCGAUGCUGCGGCCGCCGCCGCCGUCGCGGCGGCAGCCGCUCUCGAGGAGACCGAGGCGGCGGACGGAGACGUCAUCCUGCUCCGCGUCGGGGGGAUGUCGUGUGGUGGAUGCGCCGCCGCCGUCAAGCGGAUUCUCGAGAGCCAGCCUGAGGUUACCUCUGCCACAGUCGACUUUGAGAGAAAAACUGCUGCGGUGUGGGCAACACCUGAAGCCAAAGCAACAAAAGACUGGCAGAAGCAACUGGGCGAAAAGCUUGCACAUCACUUGAGCGCUUCCGGAUUUCAGUCUCAUCUGCUUGAUGAAGACGAACCUGAUUCUGGAUCUCAACAAUGAGAACCCUUGCAAUUUUACAACCUGAGGGUCCUUGAGAGCAGUACCUACUUACCCUUGUGGAAGUUGUAUAUCGGCUCUAAAAGAGUACAUUUUGUUCGAGAGUUUUAUAGGUCUCAUAAUCACAUUUUUGUUCUUGAAUACAGCCACGGACAACUACAGAGCGUAGAGAUUAUGUUCAAAUUCUCAUAUGGGAAAUUGAGAAAUUUCAUUCGGAUCUAAGGUUCAAAUACAGCAGUAGAAAUUUCGAUCA